This is a messenger RNA of Linum trigynum, 4337 nucleotides long. Lineage: Eukaryota; Viridiplantae; Streptophyta; Magnoliopsida; Malpighiales; Linaceae. The record is from the annotation of a GenBank genome assembly.
CCUCAGAGAGCAGAAACACGAGAUAGAGAGUGAGUUCAUAGAGCUCCGGUUUUCGCACAAAACCGAUGAGUAACAAAAUUAGAGUGGCUGUUUUAUCCUGGAGGCGACCGGCUGAUAGUCUGUCGUGCGCAAUGAAGGCAGUGCCGCGAACGUCUUAAAGAGAGCGACCUAGUCCGCGACUCAGCCAGAUCAGUAACCCUAAUUUUUCCUGUUCGAUUUUUAACAAUUUUAAGACGUUCCGUUGCUGUUAAAGUGAAUCGAACAGAUUACUGGAUUUGGCCGUCGCUCAUCGCCUCUGCCAUAAGAAAAGCUAAACAGAGCUCUCUGGUUGGUGAAGAAAGUUCCUGCUGGCGACGAGUCUAUUUGUUGGGUCUUGCUCGUCGGUGGGCGAUGAUGAUGUCGAUUCUCCUAGAUCGACUAAAUCUCCUGAAUGGGGAAGUUUUGGCGAGGUGCGAUCUUAUCGCCAUGAAAGAACUGGGAUAAAAUUCGCAAUUAAGAGAAUCGUGAAGAAAGAUGCAGCUGUCGCCUGUCGGACUCUCUUCCACGGUUUUGAGAGAGAUAAGCACGUUAAGCGAAGUACAACCUCAUGAGAACAUCGUCGCCCUAAAGGAGGUCAUAGUCAACCAGCGAGGGGAAGCCUUCGGACGACCUGCUCCUUCCCUUAAUUCGAAAGUGAUGGCUGUGGCUUCGCUAGCUCUAUUGCUUGCUUAUUUAAUUAUUAACUAAAAGAAAAAAAAGGAAGACCGGAAGAAAUGCCGACGGCAGCUACUGCUGCUGCUUUUCUGCUCCCCGCCAAAAGACUGAGAAGCUCUGAGUCUGGGCUGCUGCUGCCGUGGCGGAUUACUGUUAUGGCGGAGGGUAAGGUGAUGGCCACUACGAUAACUAAGAAAUCAGGAACCAAAAUCGUCAGAAACCCUCCAGAAUCCAAACUCACCGACCUCGGCGUCCGCUCUUGGCCCAACUGGAACGGUGGAUUAGGAGUUGCAGCUUGAGGCGGUUGUGGGCAGUACGAAGAAAGAAGGAGCGAUGGAAUCCUUCCCUCCUGGCCCGCUGAGCCCACUCCUUAAUUCAGAAGAUCAUGGGCUUCGAUAUACAAUCCAAAUUCUGCCCAAUAAAAUUGGGUUUUGGGUUCUUCAAGUGGAGAAUCAUGGUGCUAGAUAUUCGUGCAAAUUGAGAAUGCAUCGACUCAUCGAAAAGAGGUAAGAUUCAGAACCUUCUUUAUGAAUCAUUAUGAUGAAUGAUAAGCUAGAAUCUAUUUCACUUGAGUUCUAUGCAUGGUAUUGAGAAAUCCAUAUUAAUGCGAGAAAGUAAAAUAAAAUUGAUGCAUGUAUAUGUGGACAUUGAGAUGUAUUACCUCGAUGAUUAGAGUAUAGAUAGAAUACAUGUUGUGGAAUAGAAUGAUUUUGUUUAAAUGCAUGCAUAUAUGUGAAGAAUAUAUGGGAAUAGAAUGGGUUUAUUGCCCAUAAUAACGAUAUUAUAAGAAGUACUAUUAUCAGUACUACACGAACCACUUAGGUUGCUGUGAAACAUUAAAGUUUCGAGAAUAAGAGCAGCAACUGAACCAGAUCCACACCAAUUAGAAUGGUACCAUUAUUCAUGGUAACCAAAGGAUCAUCGACCAAUCCUCUAAGAAUGACUUAUUACUUUGCAAUAGCUGCGAGAAAUUAGGUCAUAUGACAUGAAAGUGUAUGAACAAGUAUAACACUGGUUCUAGUGUUAACUUGAUUGAAGAGAAGGAUUGGUGGUUGUGAUGAUUGUGAAAGAAGCAGAGAUUAACCUUUCUGGUAACUCUGAAGAAUGGUGGCUAAAUACUGGUACCUCGAAGCAUAUUAAGGCAUAUGCUAUUAAGAAAGUGUUGUUGAGUAUUGCUCACUCCACUAUUGAUCAUGGUCAUGAGAGUAUGCAUAUGAUGAUAAAGUUAAAGUGUUUAAUUCUUAUGGGUCUUGCAUGCACGUCUUUGACGUAUAUCUUGAGGAAUUGAAUAGCUAGGGUCACAUUCUCAUAAUGGUUGUGAUAAAUAUGAAUUACAUAGCUAAGCUAAUAGACCCAUAAAUAUGAUCUGACACAUUAGAUAUGGGCAAACGUGAUGAAAUGCUUAUUUGGAAUGGAUUGAAAUGCUUUAUCGCAUUAUUAUUGAUUGCUCUGGUUAAUUGUAUGUUUAUUUGAUGUGAUGCUUUUGAAAUUCUAAUGGUAGAAUUAAAGAAUAAGAGCAAUAUGAUUACGAGUAGAGCACAUGAAUGUGUUUUAACUUGAUAUAAAACACAUAAACUUAUGGAAUGAAAUACUCAUUGUUAUGUGAAAUCCAUUGAUGCCAAUAAACUUCCAUUUUAAAUCAAGAAAUAGUGGGGGUAGUGUCCUGCCUACUAUUGGAAAUAAUGGAUCUAGUGGGGGUGAUAAAUCUGAGUUUAAACUCAGAAGAAGCAAAUGAACCUGAAAUCUCUUAAGGUUUUUGGUUAUGAAUUUGUUAUUUACACCCUAAGAAAGAAAGAUCCUACAAGUCUGCUAGAAGUUCGAACUUCCAUAAAGAUGCAGAAUUGUGGGAGAAUCCAUUAUUAACGAAAUGGAAUUAUUAGUCUAAUAAGACUUAAAAUCUUGUAGAGUUACCUCUUGGUUGAAAAGCCUUGGGUAAUAUAUCGAUAGAAUCGAACAAGAUUUGGCAUUUUUGAGAAUUACCUCUUGGCAAUGAAGUCAUGGGUAAUAAAUGGAUUCUUAAAAGAAAAGUGAAACCUAUUGGUUUAGUUUAUGAGUAUAAGGAUCGCCUAAUAGCUAAGGCUUUAAGCGAAAAGGAAAAAUUGUAAAUUUUUUGUUAUCUAUUCACCAUAUGUAGAAUAACAUCCAUGUAUGUUCUGAUUGCUAGUGUUGUGCGUCAGAUGGAUUGUUAAACAUGUUUAUGUGAAUGGUGAUUUAGAUAGGAAAAUCUACAUGGGACAACCUAUAGGGUUGUUAUUCUUGAACAUGCUUAGGGAGUCUAUAGUUAGACAAAUCAUUGUAAGAUUUGAAAUAGACUCUAAGACAAUGGCAUGAAUAAACUGGUUCUCUCUCAUGGUUUUAAAAGUGAAAGUGACAAGUGCAUUUAGUACAACUUUGAGAAUGACACUUGCAUUAUGAAUGACACUUCGGUUUUUGGUACAAAGACUCGUGAUGUCAAUAUUAUGAAAAACCAUGUUGUUUGAGAAUUAUGAAGGUAAAAAGAUCUGGAUGAAGCAAAGUGUUAUGCUCGGAGAUCCAGAUUACUAGGACAAUGAAAGAGAUUUCAUCUAGAUCAGUUUAACUACAUAGUUAGAUCUAGAGGAAAUACGAGUUCUACACCUGCAUAAAUGUUUGAUGGUGCUAGUGUAAUUUUUAAGAGCACCAAAGACGGUGUAAGACAGUAAGAACAUACUAGCAUCGACAGUAUGCGAGAGGCAGCUGAUAAACAUGAGACCCGACAUAGUGGGGGUACUUGGCAGGCUUACUGAUUGUCCUAGUAUGAAGCAUUGAAAUGCUAUUGAAAGGGGUCAUGAGACACCUUAAAAGAACAGAAAAACCUUGGUAUUUGUUAUCAAUGGUUUUGCUGUAUUGGUAGGGUAUAGUGAUGCGGAUUAGAAUACCCUAUAGAGGACUCCAAGACAACAAGAGGAUGUGUUUUAAAACAUCGAUAGAGAAGCUAUGUCUUGGAAGUCAAAGAAGUAAACGAUCCUGGCUCAAUCAACUAAGAAAUCGGAAAUGAUAGAACUAGCAAUGGCUAGUAAAGAGGAAAGUUGAUUGAGAGGGUCACUACUAGAGAUUCCCUUAUGGGAAAGACCGAUCCCUCCGGUAGUUGAUUAAUUGUGAUAGCUCCGCAGCUAUUGCAAAAGAUUAGAACCGGUUCUAGAACGAAAAGAGAUGACAAAUUUGUCGUAAGCACAGUACUGUAAGAGAACUCCUAACGAUAGGAGCAAUGAGGGUGGAUCCUGUAAGAUCCUAACAGAAUCUAGCUGAUCCUUUGACGAAAGGAUUAUCUAGAGAGAAAGUCCAAAAUACCACGAAGGGUAUGAGACUUAUGGCUACCGAACCAUGGAUUACAAGUGAUGGUAACCCGACCCGAUAGACUGGAGAUCCCAAGAAACGGGUUCAAUGGGUAAUAACAAGUCAUGAGUAAUAUUGAGAAAAGUUCAUGCAUAGUGAAGCAUGAAUCCCAAAGCCUUGGAGGUUGAGUUAAACUCUUAAUGAGAUCUAUACUCUAUGUGGAGUGAAGUACUUUACUUUGGGGGUACUUCUGAUAGACUCACCUAUGUGAAUGUGGGAGUGGGGCCGCUCCCUAUGGAACUUUGGAGGCACAAAGUUGCUAGAGCGUUCACUAAACCGGGAUAACGUGU